CUACCCAAUUUCUCUGCAGGAUGAACGCGGAACAUAAAACACGUAAUGUGAUAUCCCCUCAUUCUCAUAUAUGGAUGCUUGGUAUCUUGUUACUGGGUCAAGGAAACGAGGAGAAAAAUGUGGUGCGAAACAGUCACACGACUCUCUCCUCUCAGCUCCCGCAAUGGUCUGUUGAGAAUUCUGUGCAACAGUAGGAUCCAU
This is a messenger RNA of Nezara viridula (southern green stink bug), 201 nucleotides long. Lineage: Eukaryota; Metazoa; Arthropoda; Insecta; Hemiptera; Pentatomidae. The record is from the annotation of a GenBank genome assembly.